This is a messenger RNA of Cooperia oncophora, 621 nucleotides long. NCBI's taxonomy places the organism in Eukaryota, Metazoa, Nematoda, Chromadorea, Rhabditida, Trichostrongylidae. The record is from the annotation of a GenBank genome assembly.
AUGGCUGCCGAGGAAGCCGCACAUGAUGAAGAGCUUCAGAAAGAUGCUCCAGGAAAGUCACAUCAGCCACAGAGGAAAGUGAGGACUCCACGAAUGCGAGCUGGCGCUGACACUCGACGAUUCUCACAAAUCAUCGGCGUUAAGUUACCGGCACCUCUUGACGACAAACUAACCGUAAUCUAUCAACAAGUUACCGAUCUCUCACCAUUGCCUCCAGAUUUCGAUUAUGGUCACAUGUUUGAAUCAUACAUAUGGCGAGCUAUUUUCUUAACCAGUUUCACUCUUGGAAUUCGAUUCGGAAACAUUGAAUUAAUCAGCAGUUUGUUCAUGGGAUUAUUAGGAAGUUUCAUAGUCUUUAUAAUUGCGUACGUACUCGUUCCAGCAGGAAUAGUAUAUGUCGACUCGCAAGCAGAAAAGAGGAAAAUUAACAUUUAUGAAAGACGAAUCACAUUAAUCGGUGUCGCUGCACUACUUGGAGUACUUGGCAGCGUUAUGAAUCAGCACUAUAUAAUCAAGCACCAGAGGCCUCCCUCAUAUUUCCUUCCAGGGUUGAUUUCCAUAACCCCACCCCCGUUCAGGUGGUUGGUCCUCGAUUUGCAAACAACCGCGUUCACUUCAUAG